Hemiscyllium ocellatum (epaulette shark) is the source of this 1212-nucleotide messenger RNA. RefSeq names its product dopamine receptor D5a (gene drd5a). The transcript has a single exon. Gene Ontology annotation, biological process: adenylate cyclase-activating adrenergic receptor signaling pathway. The record is from RefSeq and is a predicted model, not a curated record. The coding region runs from base 142 to 1212 and encodes 356 amino acids. NCBI's taxonomy places the organism in Eukaryota, Metazoa, Chordata, Chondrichthyes, Orectolobiformes, Hemiscylliidae. Gene Ontology annotation, molecular function: G protein-coupled receptor activity. Gene Ontology annotation, cellular component: membrane.
UCCGCCCUCAUCCUCUUUACGUUGCUGGGCAACGCGCUGGUGUGCGCCGCCGUGCUGCGCUACCAGCACCUGCGCGCCAAAGUCACCAAUCUGUUCGUCGUGUCGCUCGCGCUGUCCGACCUGCUGCUCGCGCUGCUCGUCAUGCCGUGGAAAGCGGCGGCCGAGGUGGCGUCCGGCUGGCCGUUCGGCCCCUUCUGCAAGGUCUGGCUGGCGUUCGACAUCAUGUGCUCGACCGCGUCCAUCCUCAACCUGUGCGUCAUCAGCGUGGACCGUUACUGGGCGAUCGCGAGCCCGUUCCGCUACGAGCGCCGCAUGAGCCGCCGCCUCGCGCUGCUGGUGGUCGCCCUGACCUGGGCCCUCGCCGUGCUCGUCUCCUUCGUGCCCGUGCAGCUCGACUGGCACACCGCCCCGGCCGCCCGCAGCAGCGGCAACGGAGCCCCCAGGCCCCGGCCGCCCGCGGACUGUGACUCCAGCCUGAACCGGGCGUACGCCAUCUCGUCGUCGCUCAUUAGCUUCUACAUCCCGGUGGCCAUCAUGUUGGUCACCUACGGCCGCAUCUACCGGAUCGCCCGCAUCCAGAUCCGCCGCAUCGCCUCGCUCGAGAGGGCGGCGCAGCACGCCCGCAGCUGCCGCCUGGACUGUCAGGAGCAGCACCGCUCGCUACACAGCUCCUUCUAUAAGGAGACCAAGGUGCUCAAGACCCUCUCGGUCAUCAUGGGCGUCUUCGUCUGCUGCUGGCUGCCCUUCUUCGUCCUCAACUGCCUGGUGCCGUUCUGCGACCGCCGCUCGCCCUCCCCGCCGUGCGUCAGCGAGACCACCUUCGACGUCUUCGUCUGGUUCGGUUGGGCCAACUCGGCCCUCAACCCGGUGGUGUACGCCUUCAACGCCGAGUUCCGCCAGGCCUUCUGGGGCCUGCUGGGCCGCAGGCGGUGGUGCUGCGCGCCAACCGCCGGCCGCGUGCACAGCGCCAACGUCAGCAACGAGCUGGUCUCCUACCACCAGGAGACGGCGCUGCAGCGGGAGGUCGCCAGCGCCUGCGCCGUCACCAUCCCCAACGCGGUGCAGCGAGCGCCCGCCGCCUUCGACAGCGUGUCGCAGAUUUCUGCCGCCGACGACGACGACGACGAGCAAGAGCCGGCCAGCGACACUGCCGACGAGCUGGACCUGUCCUUCGGCAAAAUCACGCCGUCCACCCCGAACGGGGUGCACUGA